Mizuhopecten yessoensis (Yesso scallop) is the source of this 1996-nucleotide messenger RNA. Its product is annotated as protein lin-7 homolog C-like. The record is from RefSeq and is a predicted model, not a curated record. Bases 50 to 643 code for a protein of 197 amino acids. The transcript is spliced from 6 exons. Gene Ontology annotation, cellular component: cell-cell junction; synapse; basolateral plasma membrane. Gene Ontology annotation, biological process: neurotransmitter secretion; maintenance of epithelial cell apical/basal polarity; protein localization to basolateral plasma membrane. Gene Ontology annotation, molecular function: protein binding. NCBI's taxonomy places the organism in Eukaryota, Metazoa, Mollusca, Bivalvia, Pectinida, Pectinidae.
GGGGAGACCACUCUUAUGAAAACCCCGGAAGUGUUGUGAGAUCAUCAAUAUGGCGUCGGUAGCAGAACCUUUGCAUUUGGAAAAAGAUAUCAACCGAGCAGUUGAUCUGUUGGACGCUUUACAAAAAAGUGGCCAGGUACCCCCUCAGAAGUUGGCAGCUCUACAGAAGGUCCUGCAGAGUGACUUCCUCAAUGCCGUGCGGGAGGUGUACGAACAUGUGUACGAGACCGUCGACAUAACCGGCAAUGCUGAAGUGCGGGCCAAUGCUACAGCCAAGGCUACAGUGGCUGCUUUUGCAGCAAGUGAAGGUCACUCCCACCCUCGAGUCGUAGAACUUCCAAAAACAGAUGAAGGGCUUGGCUUCAAUGUGAUGGGGGGCAAGGAGCAGAACUCUCCUAUCUACAUCUCGAGAAUAAUUCCCGACGGUGUGGCAGACCGCCACGGUGGACUUAAACGUGGGGACCAGUUAUUGUCUGUCAAUGGAGUGAGUGUGGAGGGAGAGCAUCAUGAGAAGGCUGUGGAGCUCCUAAAAUUAGCCAAGGGUAUGGCUCGUCUGGUGGUGAGAUACACCCCCCGAGUACUGGAGGAGAUGGAAGCACGGUUUGACAAGCAGAGAUCAGCAAGGAAGCGUCAGACACCGUGAACAGUGCUGUCACCUACGGACGCAUUAACACACAUCAUAGACACUGGACAGUAUAUACCCCUGAUUCAUAGGAAAAGUUGUAGCCGUGAUGUUAACCUGGAAAAAUGGAAUGGUUGUAACAGGAAUUGAUUGCUUGUUCUGUAAAUGAAUUUAAAACUUUUUCAUAAUUUACAUCUGCAUAAUUUUAGAACUAUGAUGACCAGGUUGUGGUCCUAGUGUAGAUCAGCCGUCGGGCAAUCACAGAGUGGCAUUGUACACGAUUAUUUGUAGGAUUGGUUAAAAUUAGUCAUCAUUGUAUAUGUGAUUCAUGAUUUUAAAAAGUUUACAUUUGAGUGAAGAAUAUAUGUAAAUCUCCUGUGAAAUGAAAAUGAAUGGAUGAGAAAUUUUUAUAUAAUCAAGCACCUAGUGAAAUACUGAUAUAUAAACAUUAUUAAUAUCUAUCAGAAUGACGACAAAUAUACCUGGUAAAUUUUAAACACUUUUGUUAUCUACGUAAAUUUUGAAAAUAUAAAAUAUUGAAUGAAAAUGGUAGGUUCCUUAUUACUUUAUAUACGUAAGACAUAAUGGUUCUUAGAUUUUUAAUACACCAUGAGUUGUGUAGUAGAUGUCAAGAUAUUAUUUCAGUGUGAUGGGGAAGAUUGAAGAAAAAGGAUAUAUCUAGAUAAUGGUUUAGUUUAAAUCUGUUCAGUAAAACCAUGUCAGCACUGCAGUCCACAUUAACAGCUACUUUCUUCAUACACAAUUUGGCUACAUCAUCAAAAUUUGAUAUUUCCUAUCUAUAUAUGAUGCGCCAGUAAUACAACUGUGUGUAGUGAUUAUCAUGUAGAAAAAACACAUCCUAAUCGCAUUUAAAUUGUUUUGUCAACAGAGUACAUUUUUUAUGUAAAAUCAUAGUGUCUCAGGGGUGUUCAAUUUCAUAUAUAAAGUAGUAGCCCAAUGGCAGAUGUUGUAAAAUCUACUAGUACUAGCCCAAUCUAUGUUUUCCUAGUAAACAUACAAACUGCGAGCCCUGGUUGUCGGGCUGGUGGAGAGUUGUACACUCCUGUGUGUUGUAUGCAUUCCUAGAAUAUAUGUAUAUCACGGUUAACGUUUGAUAAUAUCAUUUCUAUCAUGUUUAAUUGUGGGUGCCAUUAAAAGUUAUGUGGUAGUAGAUUUCAUGAAAUAUUGACUAUUAUACUUGUCCACCAUUUUGUGGUUAUUUAAAGCAAUAAGAAUAUCGGCUGACUUUGAGUUUGAGCUUCUGUGUCACUUCCUGGUCUGUGAUACACUGACUCUUCAUCAUUUCUAUCAAACAAUCUCAUUUAACCAGGGUGUCUUAUGGAAAACGAUUACCACGUUUUUACUGUCUUUUUU